Messenger RNA from Didymodactylos carnosus, 1101 nucleotides. The record is from the annotation of a GenBank genome assembly. NCBI's taxonomy places the organism in Eukaryota, Metazoa, Rotifera, Eurotatoria, Philodinida, Philodinidae.
AUGCAAGUAAAUCCAGCUGGUACGAUACUCGUGAAUCCGAAAGAACAUGUUCGAUUAUUGGAAGAUUUGAAAGAGCAACGAGAAGAAUUUAUGGUUAAACGAUUGAAAAUAGGAUGGCCAAGAAAAUUUUUGGUUCUUUUAGGAAUAUUUCAAUUACUACUUUGUUUAAUAAUUAUUGCAAUGGAUCUACCGAUUAUUCUGAUGUUUGCUCCUCGAUGGCAAAUAUUUGCCGGUUCUUGGAGUGGUGUUCUAGCAUUUGUUGCAGCUGUCAGCACUCUACAUUCGAGUCGAAAAAUAACAUGGCGUAAACUAAAAAUUGGUAGUUUCUUCAAUAUUUUGGCCUUUAUUGCAUGUAUUGUCAUGAUGGGAUUUAAUAUCCUCUAUUUGGUAAAUCCAACUUUAUGCAUUAUCAUCAGUGGUUGCAAUUACUUAUCUUACACAACAACACAAGUAAAACCCUAUUAUAUUGCCGAAAUAGCAAUCGGUAGUGUAUUUCUUAUCACACCGUUCAUUUAUGUAAUAUUAGUUAUUAAAUAUGGUGUGGCCAGUUCAUUAGAAUUCGAUCGUGUACAAAAAGGCUGGGUUCCUGUACAAGACCCGGAAGCCCCGUUACCUAAACCGUCAAGAUCGGCUAGACUCCGCGAAGUCACGCCACAACAAUAUCACGGACCACCACAACAAUAUGGAUCACCACAACAAGAUCAUGGACCACCACAACAAUAUGGACCUCCACAACAAGAUCAUGGACCACCACAACAAGAUCAUGGACCACCACAACAAUAUUACGGACCACCACAACAAUAUGUACCACCACAACAAGAUCAUGGACCACCACAACAAUAUUACGGACCACCACAACAAUAUGUACCACUACAACAAUAUUACGGGCCACCAGAACAAUAUUACGGACCACCACAACAAUAUGGACCACCACAACAAUAUUAUGGACCACCACAAGGUCCUCCAUUCAAUAAUCAAGUUAUGCCCAUGCCUAUGCCCAGAAUGCCGAUACCACCUCGCCAACUAAUCCCAGUACCGUACGUUCCACGAAGUGGGCAUCCACUAGGUCCUCCACCAACACAAUAUUAUCCUCAACCAUAA